Messenger RNA from Daldinia caldariorum, 2139 nucleotides. RefSeq lists its product as uncharacterized. The coding region runs from base 519 to 1556 and encodes 345 amino acids. The record is from RefSeq and is a predicted model, not a curated record. Lineage: Eukaryota; Fungi; Ascomycota; Sordariomycetes; Xylariales; Hypoxylaceae. The transcript is spliced from 2 exons. Gene Ontology annotation, molecular function: NAD binding.
UGGAUAAUGCUAGGUUGACCUUUUACGAUUCUUAGAGUUUAGGGAUCGUAGAUGCAAUCGAAAGCAUUUCCAUAGGACUAACUAUUUGAUUUUUCUCUCUUCUCUUUUUUGAUACGUACUACGCCUGAAGGAGAAACCUGACAAGUUUCUAAUUUGAUGAUGCAUACGGAGUGUGUGGUACGUAAGUUUACCAAGCCCAUCCCAUAUCUUAUGGACUUUGACAAUACCUCUUUCUCAUGUCCCAGUCCCUGCACUUAUAUCCGUCUAGUGUCAAAAGGCACGUAAUGGGAAUUUGUUGAUUGCAACCUUGAACCCGAAGAUGCGAGUAGUGUGGAACUAGCAGAAGCUACCUACCUUAGGUACCUGGUACUCGGUUGAUAAUAGUCCGGCAAUGUGGAGAAAUUCCGAUCCCGCCUCGGCCAUUACACGGCAUGCAUAGGUAUAUCAUGUAUAAAUUGUGCAGCCGUUGACCCUUCCUCUUUGUUUGCUUCGUUGCCUUUUACCUGCCGUCUUUCCGUAUGCUAAAUACCUUAUCUUCCCGAGUCGCGGCUCCUACUCGUCGGUACUCUCUCCAAUUUAAAAGUUAUCUCUCAUCGUCGAACAACAACAACAUCAUGAAGCUCCUCUACCCCACAUCCCUCAAGCUCGACGUCAAGAGCCUCGAAGGCUUCGCCCCCUCCCUGCACCCGUACGACGUCAAGGCGCCGAUCCCCGAGGACCUCGUGGACGCCGAGAUCCUCGUGUCCUGGACCAACAGCGCCGAGAACCUCGCCGACGCCGCGCGCCGCAUGAAGAACCUGCGGUGGAUCCAGUCCCUCGCCGCGGGCCCCAACGACAUCCUAGCCGCGGGCUUCCCCGCCCACGUCCUCGUGACCACGGGCUCGGGCCUCCACGACCGCACCGUCGCCGAGCACGCCCUGGGCCUCCUGCUCACCGCCGCCCGCCGCUUCGACCAGAUGCGCGAGUUCCAGCUGCGCAGGGAGUGGCCGGCGCAUCUGGGCGGCGCCCAGCCCGACCGGCCCGCGGACAGGUUCACGACGCUGCGCGACGCCAACGUGCUGGUCUGGGGCUACGGCAACAUCGCGCGGACGCUGGCGCCGCACCUCGCGGCCCUGGGGGCUAGGGUGCGCGGGGUCGCGCGGUCCGCGGGGGUGAGGGACGGCGUCGAGGUGUUCGCCGAGGAUAGGCUGCCGGAACUACUGCCGACGACGGACGCGCUGGUUAUGAUUCUCCCGGGGUCGGAGAGCACGACGGACGCGCUGAAUAGGGAGCGGUUGGCGCUGCUGCCGGCCCACGCGUGGGUUGUGAAUGUGGGGAGGGGCGUGAGCAUCGACGAGGAGGCGCUGGCGGACGCGCUGGAGGAAGGCAGGUUGGGGGGCGCGGCGCUGGAUGUGUUUAAGAAGGAGCCGCUGCCGAAGGAAUCCAGGUUGUGGGGCGCGCCGAAUCUGCUGGUUAGUCCGCAUGCGGCGGGGGGCAGGCCGCAGGGCGCGGAGGAGCUGAUCGCGUAUAAUUUGAGGAGGUUCUUGGCCGGGCAGGAGCUGAAGAACUUGGUAUGAGGGGGGUUGAGUGUUGUUGAAUGGAGAGGGUGGAAUAGGGGGUAGAGUCUGUCCGCGGGGAGGGAGAUUCGACUCCCUGAAUUCUAAGGCCAGGCCUUAUCUUAUGAUCCCGAUCUUCCUGUUGCUUGGAGCUUACGACGAAGCAUGUGUUUAAGAGUACCUAAUGCAAUGCGGAAGAUCAUAUUAUAGAAAGCGAGUGAUUAUUAUUAGAUAUUGGAAAAAUAUACUUGCUUCUUGAUCAGUCCAGCCGAGAAGUUCAUGUCCCAGGUUUGUUCAAGGUAGGUAGGUAGUAUGUGAUGUACUGCAGCUGUAGCGCAAUGAAGUGCUAUUCAUCCUAGUUUCCCUAAUACGAGAAUCGAUGGCAUGUUGCUUUGGCUGUGUGUACCUCCUAACGUAACCUCUUGCCGGUAAAAGUUGGUUGCUCAACUAACUUACUACUACUCUCGCCGAGACGCAAAUAGGUAACCCACACAGACCGCUCUAGAUAUUGCUACAUAACCUACAGUACUAGAAGGACUUGUUGAUGAAUACAUAAGUACCUAGACCUAAGUUAACAUAUCUCAAAUGAGCGGUAUAACUCUAA